GAUCUAAACCCUAAUCCGGUCCUCCCUCGAUAAAUAAGACUUCUUGAUGCGUCUUCUCACUUCAACCUGAACCAGGCCAGCGGCGGAUGGAUAAGAUCGAGCACUCUUUCCUCAACGUCAACGGCCUCUCCCUCCACGUAGCUCACACCGGAAACGGGGAGAAGGGCGCCGUUCUUUUCCUCCAUGGAUUUCCCGAGAUCUGGUACUCUUGGAGGCACCAAAUGCUCGCCUUCGCCGCCGCCGGCUUCAAGUGCAUCGCCCCUGACAGCCGCGGCUACGGCCUCUCCGACCAGCCGCCGGAGCCAGAGAGCACCGCUUGGGACGACCUCGUCGCCGAUCUCGCAGCCAUCCUCGACCUCCUCUCCAUCCCCAAGGUUUUUGUGAUCGGGAAGGAUUUUGGCGUGAUGCCGGCGUAUGGUCUCGCUCUCCGGCACCCGCACCGUGUCCUGGCCGUCGUCACUCUGGGAGUUCCCUUCAUCGCCGGAGCCUUGCAAACGGAAACGCUUCCCGAGGGCUUCUACGUUCACCGGUGGCGGGAGCCAGAUCGGGCGGAGGCAGACUUCGGUCGGUUCGAUGUCAGAAGAGUCAUCCGCACCAUAUACAUUCUCUUCUCUCGGAGUGAGAUUCCGAUAGCCGAGCCGGGGCAGGAGAUCAUGGACCUUGCAGAUUCAUCCACUCCUUUGCCGCCAUGGUUCACCGAGGAAGAUCUCAAUGCCUAUGCCGCUCUCUACCAGAAGUCCCAAUUCAGAUUUCCACUCCAUAUCCCAUACAGGUCAUUACAUAAGUCAGCAGCGGGAGAGAAUCCAUUAAUUGAAGUUCCUGCAUUGCUGAUCAUGGGAGAGAAAGACUACGUGUUGAAAUUUCCAGGAAUGGAGGAAUAUAUCAGGGGUGGUAUGGUGAAGCAGUUCGUCCCCAAACUGGAAGUAGUGUAUGUCCCUGAAGGUUGCCAUUUCGUUCAGGAGCAGUUGCCUGACCGAAUCAACGACCUUAUCCUCGACUUCCUUGGAAAAUCAGGUCAAGCUUAAUGUGUAGGAGGGUGUUGCUUUCUCCCCGCGACUUUAAAUAAUGCUGGAAUGAUGUGUUUGAUAUUUUUAAUGCUAAAAUAUCCAUAUUCUAGAGUUACUCGGGCAGUUAUGAAGUAGCUGUUAUCAUGUAUAAUGAGUAAUUUUCAAAUAAUUGUUGAAAAUUCACUUACGGUUAUGUUAUUUAAUGUUGUUUGAUUUAAAUAAUGAGUAAUUUUUAUAUAA
Molecule: messenger RNA, 1247 nt
Organism: Zingiber officinale
Lineage: Eukaryota; Viridiplantae; Streptophyta; Magnoliopsida; Zingiberales; Zingiberaceae
Product: AB hydrolase superfamily protein YfhM-like
Exons: 5
Coding region: 87-1025 (312 amino acids)
Molecular function (GO): hydrolase activity
Source: RefSeq, a predicted model, not a curated record